Molecule: messenger RNA, 501 nt
Organism: Drosophila kikkawai
Lineage: Eukaryota; Metazoa; Arthropoda; Insecta; Diptera; Drosophilidae
Product: Accessory gland protein 63F
Source: RefSeq, a predicted model, not a curated record
CAAAGCCUUAGUUUACUUACAAAUUUCCAAAAGUGACAUCAACAUGAAGGCGUUUCUUAUUCUUUACAUUAUCGUAAUUCUUCUGGUUUUUGGUAAGGCUCAGCUAUGCAAUCCCACGUGCACCAGGGAAAUGAAUCCACACUGCGGAGUAACCGCCGAGUGCCACGUACCUGCAGCCAACCUCUGCCUUUUGAGGUACAAAGCUUGCAUACUUGACCAACAUCACAUGUCACCAAUUAUCAAUGUUUUGCCUGGGCAUUGUCCUAAUAACUGGCCAAUAUGCCCAGAAAUUUAAAACUUUCUUUAACAUGAAGGCUUAUACUCUAUUCUUUCUAUUUACUAUAAGUAAAUCCUUUUUCUACCAAAUGUAACACAUUUUAAAAUGUUUUGAUUAAAGUAAUGCCCUUUGGGUUAAUUUAAAUAGAAAGAAAGUUAUUUGGAGUAUUUUAUAAAUAGGUGUAAUCCUUUUGAUUUCCUUAUAUUACAAACUUAUAUAAAAUA